This is a messenger RNA of Sesamum indicum (sesame), 956 nucleotides long. RefSeq lists its product as uncharacterized. The record is from RefSeq and is a predicted model, not a curated record. NCBI's taxonomy places the organism in Eukaryota, Viridiplantae, Streptophyta, Magnoliopsida, Lamiales, Pedaliaceae.
UAAAUUUCUCAACUUCCAAUACCAAUUUACCAAUCUGUAAAAUGUUUUGCAGUAGCUGUGUGGUGGGGAUCGUUGAAGAAUAGUGGACCUCCCUCAAAUUCCAUCUCCAUGCUUCUCACCUCCAAAGCUUCCCAGCAAAAAAGACCCCAAGAUUCCCUCACAUUAUCUAUAAACCAUUGCAAGAGAAGCACACUCACACUCCCACACAGCUGUAUCCCGAGGGAGAGAGAGACAAAGAGCUGUGCACACCCAGAACCAACUUCACUCUUUCUUCCUCUCUACGCGUUCGCAUCAAUUAACAUUCGGUUCUUAAUUUAAUUUGGCUGCUGUAGGCACUGGAAAUCUUUGACGGAACAGAAAUCGGAGGUUGCCUGUGAUUGCACGGCAUGGGUUGCGCUGGAUCGCGCGAUAAAGGGGAUGAAAGUUCAAAGAAGAUACGGAAACCCAAGGCUUGGAAGCAUUCAGAGCCAAUAACAAGGGCACAACUAAUGCAGAUGCGUGAGGAGUUCUGGGACACUGCUCCACAUUAUGGUGGUCGAAAAGAAAUCUGGGAUGCACUUCGGGCUGCAGCUGAAGCUGAUCUGUCACUUGCACAGGCAAUAGUGGACAGUGCUGGUGUAAUUGUUCAAAAUCCCGAUUUAACAGUCUGCUAUGAUGAGAGAGGUGCCAAGUACGAACUACCCAAGUACGUCCUGAGCGAGCCUACAAAUCUGAUUCACGACAGUUGAGAAGAAGCUUGCGGAGACUGUAUAUUUUGUAAAUUAAUCUCACUGCCGUUUUGUUUCUAACUUUUUCCGACUUUGCUACCGCUCCAUCGACAUAUUGCUAGACCCAAUAGUACAUAAAGCUCUUCGCACCGUGUGCUUUUGAUUUGAUAAACACCAUUGGGAUGAAAAUUGUGUAGCAUGGAUUUCUAAUGCAUGAAUACAUUGGUCAUAAAUCGCAGUUAUAUUUUA